CCCACUACAUCAACCUUUUUCUGUAGUGUAAUAGAACGACAGCUGAGAAAAGUUGGUUGUGUAGUGGGACUAACUGCACUCUAACACCCAACCACGAGGGGGAUGACUUUGUAAAAAGAGUAAUUAGUUUGCCAAUCCGGUGCUUCCGGAUUUGGCCGGCACUGCGCCAAAAGUCCCAGACAGAGCCUUUGUACUCAGGGUGAAGAGUAAGAUGCUGAAGUCGGGGCCUAGGGCUGUGCAGACCCCUCGCGCCAUGCGGUUCCUACCGUGCCUGUUGCUUUGGGUGUUCGCGCGGGUCUGGGGACAAUCUGAAGGCCAGCAAGAGAAUUUCCCCUUCCGAUGCCUGCAGAUCUCUUCCUUCGCCAACAGUAGCUGCUCACGCACAGAUGGCUUGGCCUGGCUGGGGGAUCUGCAAACGCACCGUUGGAAUAAUGCCUCAGACACCAUCAGCUUCGUGAAGCCGUGGUCCCAGGGCAAAUUCAGUCACCAACAGUGGGAGAAGUUGCAGCGUUUAUUUCAAGUGUAUCGAAGCAGCUUUACCAGGGACAUACAGGAAUUAGUCAAAAUGGUGCCUAGCGUACACUAUCCCAUUGAGAUCCAGCUGUCUGCUGGGUGUGAAGUGUACUCUGGGAAUGCUUCGGAGAACUUUUUCCAUGUAGCAUUUCAAGGAGAAUAUAUCCUGAGUUUUCAGGGAACUUCCUUUCAGAGGGUCCCAGAGGCCCCACCUUGGAUGGAGAUGGUCACUAGAGUGCUCAACGGUGAUCUAGGGACCAGGGAAACGAUUCAGCAGCUUCUGAAUGACACCUGCCCCCGGCUUGUCCGUGAUCUCCUAGAGGCAGGGAAGCCAGAUCUAGAGAAGCAAGAGAAGCCCAGGGCCUGGUUGUCCAGUGGCCUCAGUACUACACAUGGCCAUCGGCAGCUGCUGUGUCAUGUCUCUGGAUUCCACCCAAAGCCUGUGUGGGUCAUGUGGAUGAAGGGUGAGCAGGAGCAAAAGAGUACUCAGAGAGGUGACAUCCUGCCCAAUGCUGAUGGGACGUGGUAUCUCCGAGCAACCCUGGAUGUGGAGGCUGGAGAGGUGGCUGGCCUGGCCUGCUGGGUGAAACACAGCAGUCUAGAAGGGCAGGUCAUGAUCCUCCACUGGGCAGAUGGCGGGCAUUCGGCCGUGGGUAUUACCAUCGCGGUCGUGGCAGUGGUAGUAGUGAUACUUCUGCCCAGUCUUGGGUUCUGCUACAUCAGGAAGCGUCAGCGCCGAGCCUAUCGAGACAUCUGAAGCUCUUCCUGACCCCUGUCUCUCCUGACACUCAGACCUUCCAGCUUCAAAGACAUUGGUCCUCCUCCGCUCAGGAACUGAAGGUGAAAAGGGGGAAAACCUUGAAGAAGCAAGGAGCAACCAGCACACCCUUUCAACAUGUAUUUCAAAGAAAUUAAUUUAUUUUUCAUUGUCUUGCAAGUUUAUAAGCCCAGGUGGUUGGGAACAAACAUGAUUGCAAAUGUACCUACCCGCCGAGAGCAAGCUGUGGGCAGUGCUUUAUGGGAUUUGCACUGAACAGGAAAGCUCGCAUCCUGCCCAAAUGGACAGACACUUCAGGGUUUGUUGGCAAAUGUCCAGCGCCGACGUGGCUGAACUCGGCAGUUUUCAAGAAAACUAGAAAUAUGGAUGGGGGGGGGGAGGGGUGACAUACAGAUUUUAAAAAGUAAACUCCAAUAUUUGCAAAUAUUGGCACUGUUUGAUAUCUUAGAUCCACGCCUGCUGAAUGUGGAUCUAAUGACAGCCCAAGGGCUCCCACUCUGUGGCCCGUUUUAAAAAAGAUGUUUGUCCUAAAUCCACAGUGACAAUUUUAGGACAUAGUCUCUCUUGUAAAUAUGCAUUUGUGACUGAAGGGUGUAUUCUCUUUCAAAUAAAAUUAGGAGGUCUCUUGAGGCUCUACAUGGAGUAACUGUAUUUAAAAAGAAGUCACAGUAUACCUAUUUUGUUAAAAAAACAAACAAACAAACAAACCACUCCCCUUAAGAUAUUUCCCUAAAACAUUGCUAUAAUUUGCAUCCAGAAUGUACCCCAAGGCCCCAUGUAUUGAUGGUUUGGUUCUCAGCCCAUGGCACUAUCAGGAAAUAGUAGUUACAUUAGCAGGUCAGGCCCAGGAGAAGGAAGUGGGUAUAAUGGGUUCGUACUGUCAUAGUGGGACACAACGUCCCUUUUGCAGUAACAUAAUUCAUUGACUUAGAAGGGAACUCAAGGACUUUUUUUUUGGUAGUCUGAGAAAGAAGACAGUAGAGCAGGUAAGCUGGAUAUCUGGGCAGCUGCCAGGAAGUGGGAAAUGGAAAGAGAGGUUAUGUCUUCAAGAGCAUCAGGAAAAGCAACCACCUUGAAAGCCAGAGUAGACACACCAGUUCUCUGAUCAGGGCAUUCGUGCCUUGUACUUUUUACUGAAGGAGCAUAAAAUCACUGACCUCUCUGGGCGACAAGAGUCUUGAAAACAAGAGCAAAUUGUUACUCUUUUCAACUGUCAGGGAAGAAAUAUUUAAUGUUAUUUGGUUUAUCUUGUAUUAUACUAAGGGCAUAUCGGGGUGUUCUAGAACUCAGGCUGUGUAUGAGACAGGAAGAAGGGAAAAGAAGCUUCAAUAAUUGUUGUCUAUUUCCCAUCUAGUUUCAUUUUCUUUGAAGCAACUUAAAACCCCCAACAUGGGUGUUUCUAUAAUCUGGAAAUAAGUUAUAAGUGGCUUGUGUAGAUCUAUCACUUCCUGAAAGGCAUUACAUUUAGUUUAGCUAUGGAAGCCCAGCACUUGGAAAUAAACUAGAAUAACUUGGCAAUGUGUCAUUAUUCUGUUUUAAAUCUUAUUUUAAAAAUCUGUGACAUCCUGUUUACCACAGGACUUCUAAUCACUGACAAUGCCAUCUGUUUUAGAGGCAAUUGAAAUGCCCAAGUUUCUGGUCUCAAACCUGAGACCUGGGGAGUAGAUGGAUAAGAGAGGGAACUUUCAUGAUGUCUUCCAGGGUGUUUAUAGGGAGACGAUGGGGCCCUUGCUCUCUGCUCCCUCUCUGCUUCCUGGUUGCCAUGAUGUUAGUAGCUUUGCCCAUUGCAUGCCCCUCGCCCUUAUGCCUCUCACCAGCAAACAUGAUGGGGCCAAAGUUACCCCCAAGCCCUGUGAAACUAUGAAUCAAACUUCCCAUCUCUAAGCUACUUUUUCCAGAGACUUUUGUCACAGUGAUGAAAUAUGACUGACAUGAUUUGUAACAUUUUUAGUUUGGAAGAUGAUAGUCUUAAAGGUGUUAUCUACCCAAAAGACAAACAAACCAUUGUAUCUCCUUAUAGAUUCUAAAACAGUGCAGUGUACAGAAAGAGCAGCAUGUGCCUUAAACAUGUAUCAAUAAAAAACAUUAAGUAGGUGGGUUACUUACUACGAAGCAGGGAAGUCUGCUUUUCAGACCUCAGAUGGUGUAGGAUGUCAUUUUUUAGCUUAGGUUUGUGGAAACUAGGGAUAUAUGUUUAUAUUCCCAAACAGUUUACCCAAUAGUCUAAAUGAUGUUAGUUCACACACAGAGGUAGGUAAUAACUUGUUACUAAUGGAUCUAAAGAGAACUUGGCUCCCAACUUGUGGCAGUCCAUCUCUCCACAAUCACAGAAGUCAACCAGCCUUAUAGAAUUUUUAAUAUAGGUAUAGUUUUUUUUUUUUUUUUUUUUUCUGUGAACUUCAGCAUUUGAAUCCAGUUUAUGAAUAAUGUGUCCAUUGUUGAGAGCUUUCCUAGCACAAGGAACUCCUUUAAAGUCAUCCCAGGGUUUAGGUGUUUUUCACUGUGUCACCCUGAAGAGGUGCAGCAGGAGGAAAGUGCCUUUUUACAGUUUGUUUCUGCAAGGUGGAGCAGAGGUGCUGCCGGAGGCCGCCCUCCAGAGUCCCGCUUCACAUGACUCCAACGGUCUGCAUACUUUAGUUUUCCUGAGGACUCUUGACAUUUUCUUUGUUACUCUCUCCAGCUCCCUGUUGUCUUGAAUGGUAAAGUCCAACAUGGUAUAAUACCUAAGACCAUCUCGGCAACUGGCAUUUCAUGGCCCUCUUAAGGUGAAAGCCAGCACCGGGAGCAUUAGAUCUUGGCACUGCUGUGCAUACCCUGAGUAUACCUGUAUACACUGUCUGCAGGUCUCUCCUGAAGUCCCCCUGAUGCCUCUGCCUGAGGCCUGCAGGGUUAGUUUCAGGUCUUCUGUUGGCUGCAUCCAGCUCUGACUAUGACAAAUUGGUAAACUUCUCUACAACUCCAGGAACCUACCAGUAGUAGCUUUUCCAAUGAAGCCUUCAGCAUAGGCUUCAGUUCAUCCUUCCGAGUUGUUCUUCAUUGAAUUUUCUCCUUUAGCAAUGGGGAUUCAUGUGGAGUUUCCUAUUACCAAUAUGCAUUUACUUAUUAUUGUUUAACUCUUGGGAUUAAUUUUCUACUGGGCUCUAUCAAUACAGACACCUACUUGGCUGCCUACGUGAAUCUAUGAAUCUCCAAAGCUCAGCAGCAAUGGGGUCGGGAUUCAAAAGAAAUGGGGAGAGGGGGAAUGCAAUCAUAAUACAUUAUAUUAUGUAUAUGUAUACAUUGUAUGCAAGUUCAAAACAGUCAGAAGGUUGAAACAGAAUUAAAGUAUGAGCUGGUUUGGUUUCUCUUAAAUGAAAUUGUAAAGGUGUUUUUGAGGUGCAUUAUUAAGACUUAGGAAUGAGAGAGGAAUGUUACAGAAAAACUCAAGCUUACAAGCAUUGUGGCCCCAAGUAAGUACAAGUUUGCUUUGCAUACUGUUACUUGAGAUGUUACUUGAGAUACUGUUAUAGAAAUGAUAAGAUAAAAGGUAGAUUUUUUUUGAUCCACUAAAAGA
Onychomys torridus (southern grasshopper mouse) is the source of this 4844-nucleotide messenger RNA. It is a transcript of the gene Cd1d, whose product is annotated as CD1d molecule. Lineage: Eukaryota; Metazoa; Chordata; Mammalia; Rodentia; Cricetidae. The transcript has 6 exons. The record is from RefSeq and is a predicted model, not a curated record. Gene Ontology annotation, cellular component: external side of plasma membrane. The coding region runs from base 212 to 1270 and encodes 352 amino acids. Gene Ontology annotation, biological process: positive regulation of T cell mediated cytotoxicity; immune response; antigen processing and presentation, endogenous lipid antigen via MHC class Ib. Gene Ontology annotation, molecular function: exogenous lipid antigen binding; endogenous lipid antigen binding; lipopeptide binding.